AUGGCGCCAUUUACACGGGUACAGGUUGAAAAAUGUGAGAAGUGUUUGCUCUAUUAUCCUUGUAAAACUGUUCAUCAAUGUGUGCCUGUGGCUACUGCUACUGAGGAUCCUAAAAAAUUUAGAAAAAUUUUACCGGCCAAGUCCACUAAAAAUAAAGUAUUAUCAAGUGAUGAUGAUGGAGUUAAUAAAGUAAAUGAUUUCAAUUCAACUUCAUGUUUAAUAAGUGCUAUUAAGGUUCGUCGUCCAUUGUUUGAUCAUAAAAUAUCUUCAUCCGAAAGGUCUGAAUUAGUUAAAAACAAACUAUGGAAGGAAGUAUAUACUGAACUACAAGGUGAAUUUACUAUAAAUGAAUUAAAAAAAAAAUGGAAAUAUCUAAAAGAGAAGUAUGUACGUGUAAGACAACAACAAAUAAAAAGUGGGAAAAAUAAAAGAGGUAUUAAAAAAAAAUGGUUGCAUUAUGCUCAACUGUCAUUCUUGGAAGAAGUUCUAACACAUUAUCAUUACAAAAAGACAACUAGUAUUUUAGAUUCAAAUUUAGACAACUAUUCUGACGACUCUCCUCAAAGUUUAACUACUGCUAAAGAGCAAAAAAUAAAAGAAAAAAAUGACCAUAACUUCCGAAGACACUUGCUAAAUGAGAAUAAAAUUCCAAGCCCUACAGAACUAAAUGAGGAUCCAAUUGAUCCUGCUGAUGUUGCUUUUGGAAAAUACUUAGUAGCAUUGAUGAAAGAUUUACCUAAAGAAAAGAGAAAAAUGUUCCAAAGUCAGAUUAUAGCAUAUGUUAUUAGUGCUCAGGAAUCAGAGUGA
This is a messenger RNA of Macrosiphum euphorbiae (potato aphid), 807 nucleotides long. The record is from the annotation of a GenBank genome assembly. Lineage: Eukaryota; Metazoa; Arthropoda; Insecta; Hemiptera; Aphididae.